UAUUUAACACCCUUCUUCUUCUUCCUCUUCCUCUGAAACUCAAAACACUUCAUUUGACUGCUCUGAAUUAAUGGCGGAGCCCAAGCUCCAGCUUCUUCCCGCUCUCAAGCUACUCAUUCUCCUUCUAGCAACCAACUCCAUCUUCAGUUUCCACUCUGUUCUCUCUGAAACUUUUUUCGAAGAGCGCUUCGAAGAUGGAUGGAAGAGUCGUUGGGUCUUAUCUGACUGGAAAAGAAGUGAAGGGAAAGCUGGGACUUUCAAACACACGGCCGGAAAAUGGUCCGGAGAUCCAGAUGAUAAAGGUCUUCAGACUUACAAUGAUGCUAAGCAUUUUGCCAUAUCUGCAAAGAUACCAGAGUUCAGCAAUGAGAACAGAACUCUAGUGGUUCAGUACUCUAUUAAAUUUGAACAGGAUAUUGAAUGUGGUGGAGGUUAUAUUAAGCUUCAUUCUGGUUAUGUCAAUCAGAAGAAAUAUGGUGGUGAUACCCCUUACAGUUUGAUGUUUGGACCAGAUUUAUGUGGUUCGCAGACGAAAAAGCUCCAUAUGAUACUUUCUUACCAGGGGCAGAAUUAUCCAAUAAAGAAGGACUUGCAAUGUGAAACGGACAAGUUAACUCAUUUUUACACAUUCAUUCUUAGGCCUGAUGCAAGUUACAGUAUCCUUGUUGAUAAUCGGGAACGAGAUUCUGGAACCAUGUAUUCUGAUUGGGACAUCCUUCCACCUAGGAAAAUCAAAGAUGUUAAGGCAAAAAAGCCUGCUGACUGGGAUGACAGAGAAUACAUUGAAGAUCCUAAUGAUGUUAAACCAGAGGGAUAUGAUUCAAUUCCAGCUGAGAUUCCUGAUCCGAAGGCAAAAGAGCCUGAUAAUUGGGACGAGGAUGAGGAUGGUAUAUGGAAGGCACCAAAGGUUCCAAAUCCAGCAUACAAGGGACCAUGGAAGCGUAAGAAAAUCAAGAACCCAAAUUACAAGGGAAAGUGGAAGACCCCAUGGAUUGAUAAUCCCGAGUUUGAAGACGAUACUAAGCUUUACGUGCUGAAACCAAUAAAGUAUGUGGGCAUUGAAGUUUGGCAGGUAAAAGCUGGAUCAGUUUUUGACAACAUUUUGAUAUGCGAUGAUCCUCAGUAUGCAAAGGAAGUUGUUGAUGAUACGUUUGCAAGGAAUAAGGAGGCUGAAAAGGAAGCUUUUGAGGAAGCAGAGAAAGAAAGGAAGGCUAGGGAAGAAAAGGAGGCUGAAAGGGCUCGAGAGGAAGGUGAAAAGAGAAGAAGGGAGCGAGACCAUCGUCAUAGAGAUAGGAGGAGGAACUACCGAAGGGAUCGGCAUGACUAUGACUACUACCACGAUGAGCUAUGAGGCUAUUUGGAAGGGCUCUUCCUCUUCACUUCACUUUGCUGAGAGGGAAUUUAUUGGUCCAAAGGACUUCCAACCUUUUUGUGAUUCACCUGUUGUAUCAUUAAAACUACUUCCUGUUAAUUGUUGUGUGGAGAUUUGCACAUUGAGGAUGAGAGGGUUUCUACUUUCCACUGUAUUUCUUGUGUUUGAAUUAUUGCAGGUCCUGAAAUUUGCAUUCACGAAGCAAAUUUCUAAUCAAAUUUCUAAUCAGAUUGAUCAUGAUAUGGACUGAUA
Molecule: messenger RNA, 1624 nt
Organism: Momordica charantia (bitter melon)
Lineage: Eukaryota; Viridiplantae; Streptophyta; Magnoliopsida; Cucurbitales; Cucurbitaceae
Gene: CRT3
Product: calreticulin 3
Biological process (GO): protein folding; ERAD pathway
Cellular component (GO): endoplasmic reticulum membrane; endoplasmic reticulum
Molecular function (GO): calcium ion binding
Source: RefSeq, a predicted model, not a curated record